AUGUCUGAUUACCUUCCACUCGAAAUCCAAGAGGAAAUAAUGAAAAGGCUUCCUGUGAAAUCGUUGAUUCAAUUCCGCUCGGUCUCCAAACCAUGGAUGUCUCUCAUCGAUAGCCCUGAUUUUAUUAAGCAUUAUAGCGGACACCAACAUCUACUUGUAAGGUAUGACCGUGAUUAUCUUUAUGAUGAGCCAGAAUAUGUUUCAUUCGUUGACGAUGAUACUUUCCCGAGACAGAAAGUUUCUCCCACUAUUCCCUUACUAGUUAGCAGGCUUGAGCUUUCUAGCAUAAUUAGCAGCUCUCAUGGCUUAUUGUGUUUGUUCGGUUAUUAUGAUCGUGAUGAAAUGGCUGUUCUUUGGAAUGUUUCACUUAGAAAAGCUGUUGCCAUUGAUGUGCCUAAUGUUGCAUAUCAGAAAUAUAGAACAAUUCUAGGUUUUGGGGUUUGUGAUGAGACUUGUGAUCCUAAGAUCGUCAAGAUUAUAUAUAUUAAUAGUCAGAGGGAUAUUGAAAGUACAUCCGAUAGCAUCCCUUGGCAAGUUGAGGUGUUUACAUUAAGCACCAGGGCUUGGAGAAGUCCAUAUAGCAGCAAUCUCCCACGUAAAUCAAUUGAAUUUCGCUUGGAGCAGGUAUUUGUUGAUCAGUUUCUUUACUGGUGUGCUACUGAUAGGGUUACUAUAGAUGGUGGAAUUCAGUCUUACAAUGUGAUUAUUUCAUUUGAUAUAACAAGUGAAAAAUUUAGAGAAAUCAACCUCCCGGAUGCUUUAGCACACCACCAACCUUAUAAGUUGUCCAUAUCUAAACUAAAGGAGUCUCUUGUUGUGGUUCAAAGCUGUGGAGAGAUCAAUGAUGGUGUUUUCCGUGUAUGGAUGAUGGAGGAUGGCGUUCCAAAAUCGUUUACAAAGAUAUUCACUGUUUGCACACCAGGUACAAAAGUUCUAUCAGUACCGGAAUUUAGAAAGAGUGGUGAACCUAUAAUUCAAACUGUAGAUGAUUCUUGUGGCGCACAUGAAUAUGUUACUUCACUUUCUGUUUGUGAACCCCGCUCAAAACUCAUCAGUGAUCUUGGUAUUAGUGGAUGGUUGUGUUCGUUUUCUGUGUAUUCUUACAUGGAAACAUUACUUCUGCUUGAUCAACCAGAUCUUACAACUAAUGACAUUUGA
This is a messenger RNA of Helianthus annuus (common sunflower), 1158 nucleotides long. RefSeq names its product F-box protein CPR1. The coding region runs from base 1 to 1158 and encodes 385 amino acids. The record is from RefSeq and is a predicted model, not a curated record. NCBI's taxonomy places the organism in Eukaryota, Viridiplantae, Streptophyta, Magnoliopsida, Asterales, Asteraceae. The transcript has a single exon. Gene Ontology annotation, molecular function: protein binding.